Molecule: messenger RNA, 243 nt
Organism: Debaryomyces tyrocola
Lineage: Eukaryota; Fungi; Ascomycota; Pichiomycetes; Serinales; Debaryomycetaceae
Source: the annotation of a GenBank genome assembly
AUGGACUAUGUAUGUACAUUUCGCCAGGGAUUGGGGGUCAUUCGAGGCUACUACUAACACGCACAGCAAACACAAAUUGCUAACUUACAGAAGACCCGGUCGGUAGUGGAGACGAUCCACCAGUCGACAUUGAAGAUAUACGAGGACAUUCAGGUGGCGCGGAAGAAUAAUGAAGUGAUUCUAAAUGAGGCCAGUGAAGCCAGGGAGGUGGUCGAGGGGCUUGGAAAAAGUAACGAGAAAUGA